Molecule: messenger RNA, 4406 nt
Organism: Tyto alba (common barn owl)
Lineage: Eukaryota; Metazoa; Chordata; Aves; Strigiformes; Tytonidae
Gene: LYPLA1
Product: lysophospholipase 1
Exons: 9
Coding region: 304-996 (230 amino acids)
Biological process (GO): protein depalmitoylation
Cellular component (GO): cytoplasm
Molecular function (GO): carboxylic ester hydrolase activity; palmitoyl-(protein) hydrolase activity
Source: RefSeq, a predicted model, not a curated record
GAGGGGCCGAAGGGGGAACCGAGGGUGGCUACGCCGGCUCCGCAGACCCCACAGCGACCACCUCCUCCUCCCUCCUCCUCAGGGGCACUCGCCCGGGGCCGGCUCGCCGCCCGCAGCCGCGCGGCCGCCCCCGUGCCCGCUCGCGCCCCAAGGGCUCCACCAAUCGGGACCGGCCUCGGGGCGGGCACGCGGCGGGCUGUGGGCGACAGGCCCCCUCGCCUUCCCCCGCCCUCCUUGGCCCGCCGCCCGCCCCGCCUCCCCGCUCCUGGCCGGUGUCCCGCUGGCCGCCUCGCAGCCCGGUGUAUGUGCGGCAACAACAUGUCGGCGCCGCUCCCCGCCAUUGUCCCGGCCGCCAGGAAGGCGACGGCUGCCGUCAUUUUUCUUCAUGGAUUGGGAGAUACCGGGCAUGGGUGGUCAGAAGCGCUUGCUGGUAUCAAAAGCUCCCACGUAAAAUACAUUUGCCCACAUGCGCCAGUUAUGCCAGUUUCUUUGAAUAUGAACAUGGCUAUGCCAUCAUGGUUUGAUAUCAUUGGACUUUCUCCAGAUUCACAGGAAGAUGAAGUUGGGAUCAAGCAGGCGGCAGAGAAUGUUAAAGCACUGAUAGAUCAAGAAGUAAAAAAUGGAAUUCCUUCUAAUCGAAUUAUUCUGGGAGGCUUUUCUCAGGGAGGUGCUUUAUCAUUGUAUACAGCUCUUACAACACAACAAAAAUUAGCAGGUGUUGUAGCACUCAGCUGUUGGCUUCCUCUACGGGCUUCUUUUCCUCAGGGCCCUAUCAGUGGUGUUAACAAGGAGAUUGCUGUUCUUCAGUGCCAUGGGGACUGUGAUCCGUUGGUUCCUUUAAUGUUUGGUUCUCUGACUGUUGAGAAGCUAAAGUGUAUGAUAAAUCCAGCCAACAUAACCUUCAGGACUUACUCGGGCAUGAUGCAUAGCUCAUGUAUUGAGGAGAUGAUGGAUGUAAAACAGUUCAUAGACAAGCAUCUACCUCCCGUAGACUGAAAUGAUAUGUGAGAAGCCUUCUAUAUAAAUACACCAGCAUCAACUGUGGUAGAGUGUUAAUCUUUUCAUAUGCCUGAUAGGAAGCAUUACUUCUAUACCUGCAGUGUUACUACUGUGUUGCAAAUUUAUACUUAGGAUGAGGAUUAAAUAAUACACAUGCAUAAGAAAUGGUAAUCUUUUUAGUGUUAAUCAUCUAGUGGUGGGAAUAUGUGAAUGAGACAAGCUAGGUAACAAUGACAGACUGUAACCUAAGCACACUGUUUUAAGACAUCUGAUUUUUUUUUUUUUUUUGAUUACAGAAUUUCAAACUAUUUGUACAAGUAAUUAAAAAUAAAUUUAGGUGAGCAACAUAAAUGUGACUAGUUUAGUUAAGACAUGAUUUGUUCUUAAUACUCAUUGAAAAGAUAUUAAAACAUUUUUAUGUAAUGGAUACGUAAAGUACACAACAUAUAACAUAGUAGGCAUAUGACGAUAGAAUAAAUGCUACUAAGGACAAAGCUUUAAAUAUUAAAUGUUAAUUGUUACUCCAAAUGAGGAGCGUUGUUCUCCUAUAAUGGCUAGAAGUCAGCAAAGGUAUUUCUCAUAUUUAAACCACCUCAGUUUUUAAUCUUCUCAUAUGUGUAGAUAUUGUGAAAAUUAUAAAGGGACACGCUUCCCGUUAAACAGUCAUUUGUUGCUUAUUAUCUUUUUUUUUUUUUUUUUUUUUUCCUAAUUACUAAAAACUCACAUCAAAUGCUGACUUGGAACAGAAUUCUGAAGAGGUGCAUAGGAUUAAUUUGAGCUUCAUUUAAAAAUUCCUGCUUUUGUACUGAAUGUCCACCUUGUGCUUUAGUCUUUGUAGCUUUCAAUUGUGUAGCAAUGUUGAUAAAUUUCACAUGAGCAAUUCCAGCAUAUAGUUUUGAUUUUUCUGUCUGCUUUGGAGUAGCUAACCGAAAACAGGGCAACUGUGUAGUUCUGUGUAUUGUUGAUGUCUUAUCUGUAACACAGACAUUCACUAAUUUGAAUUCUUUUUUAAGAGCAAUAUAAGUACAAUUGGAAUCUAACUGAAACUUAAAUUGAUACCAUCUAAUACUUUAUUUUAUUGCAUGUUGAGACUUGAGUUUUUUCUGGAAAGAACAAAGGAUCUAAUUUUCAAAUGUAUCAUUCUACAUUUCCCUAGAUCAGUAUAGCCUAGGAAUAUGAAGACCUACUAUGGGAAAAAAACAAAUCUACAAGAUACAGAAUGUCUCCUCUUUCAGAAGCUUAUAAUUAUAGAAUGCACUGGGUUACAGAAAUUGAUGCACAUUCAAGAGCUUUUUGCAGUUAAGAGCCAUAAUUUACUUCUGGAAACAGCUGUUCUGUGGAGUUCAGAGGCUGUCACCACACUAGGAAUACUUUAAAAAACACACUACAGUUUUUAUUAUGUAAUGUGCUGUAUAGCAUUGUUCUAUACUGUAAUAUGUUUGCAAGCAAUUAAUAUUCCUAUUUUGGAUGCAUCUGUCAUGUCAGUACUGUGCUUCAUACAUUCAUUUAAGGUACUUUCUCCUCUCCCAGCUUGAUCAAGUGUUUCUCUUACAGUGUGUAUGGAUUUAUGUCUGAGACAUCUGCCAGUACAAAUGCAUAAAUGGGGGAUUACACCUUUAUAUCCCUUCUUUAACACAGCUGCUGCCAGAAAUCUGACUUGUUAACAUAGUGUGAGUUUUACUUUUAGGAAAGUGUUUUUCUUUUCUAAUCCAGUUCCUCAGGAUUAUUAAACAUUUCUUAAUAUGUAAAAUCGAAAAGGGAAUUUUUUCCUAAAUGGUAUUGAAACACUUUUAGAUAUUCCAUCUGUAUGGUUGAGAGGGUACGUCUAUUAAGUUUGAAGUUUAAUUAGUCUUUUCCCUCAGUCACUCUGUUCUAUAGAUCUGCCAGUUUGUCUUUCAGUUAAUUUAGUUCACAGAAGAAACCAUAAUAUUCUUACUGUAGUUGUGCCAAAGUUCUACUGAGAAAACAGUGUGUCCUAGCUCGGAGUCGUUCACAAAUUACAUUAGCUAAUUUUGCAUUCCUGCUGAAUUUCAAACUUGGUAAGGAAACUAUAGGUUAUUUCUCCUAGUUUUUAGAUUUAUCCUCAUUCCCCCAUUGUCUAAAUAAUUCCCUGAAUAUUGUAAUGUUUCCAAAGUUCUUGCACAAGCUUGUAAUUCUUCCUUUAUUAUUUUGUUCUGUUUGUACAUUGUUUGAGAAUGCUUUUCAGCUGUCUUGUUCAAUUUCUAAUUGACUGUGUGCUCAUUUUGCAUUUUCUUUCUUCUGUUAGAAUGAGUCUAAAAAAGUAUUUUUAAGAUGUUAAAAUGACAUCAGUCCUAGCGUUAUUCUGAUAGCUUCAUAACACUUUAUUCAGCUUGGUGAACUGUGCUAACAGCUCGUGGUCAGUUUCUAGUACUUACACUUUUUAAUACAAGUCAGCUUCAACUGUUGUCUCAAUGAUGCUCUCAGAUGUUUUUCUAGAAACUCUUUAUGUGCUAACUUUGUUUCAGUAUUCAGCUAUCAUAACAAGAUUUUUUUCAUGCCGGUGUUUUGCUGCUUGCUUUAUCUACAAAGAGCUGUGUAAAAUGUUGUGACUCCCUCUGAAUUUCUGUAUUCUAGGAAUAAUACCCCUCAAGUAUUUUUUUUGCAGGAGUGUACAUGUAUGUUGUAGGUCAGGGUUGUUAAAGAGCCCAGAAGCUAGAGGAAACUUCAAGGAUGUACCCUGUCUCCUCCCAUAUUACAGUAUGUACCUUGAGCUCCUGUCUUUUGUAACUUCCCAACUGGUUGGAUAGCUGUGUGUAUCAUCUUGUAGCUGAACUUCCUCACUAUCUAAAGUGAUAUGAUGCUGGGAUUGUUGUCAUAAUUGCAUGUAUUUUUAGGCUGAAUGACAGCUCAGUCUGGUGUGGGGAUUUUCAUAAUAUUCUACUAUAACGGAGAGGUUGGACUGUCAGUGUUCUAAAUGUGAAUGUCCUAUCCUCAUAAGCUGCAAUUUGAAACUGUCCAAUAAUGAAGUUUAUCUUUCGUCAUGUUAGACUUUCCCCAAAAGGGGAUGAUGUCUGUCAAACCUGUGAAAGCAUUGCUAUGAAAAUACCUUGCUUGCAGAUCUGUUUGUUUCAAGGAGUAUCUACCUCCCUAAUGUGUUUUUAAUUUCAUAAUGGCACUUAAAUUUGACUGCAGUUUUGUGCAGUCAGAAGUCUGACUUCUUGUUGGAAUACGUUGCCCACUUUUUAAUAAACACGUUGAAUUAUGAAUCACAAUCCAAAUAUUCCAGCCAUUUCUGAGGUAAACUGUACUAGUGUCUGUACGGUGGUAAGGGCUGUAUGAUUUGGUCUCUUCCUCCUGUCUUGUAUAAUUACAACACAGUAGACUGGUAAAAGUACUGUACACUGUAACUGGUAUUAGAAUUUUUAAUUAAAACAUGUUCUCUCUAA